AUGAACGAUGAGCUACUUUUAGAUGACAAACCAAAAGCAACCACUAGCUACAAACCAAUAGUACCCAAUAAUGACACGAUCAACCAAUUGGUCAACAUGAUUAUGAGAGAUGGUAAAAAAAUCAGAGCUCAGAAGUUGGUUUCUGAUACUGCCAAACAGCUCUUAAAAAAGAUUGGUGAAAAGGAAGACCCUUACACAGUACUUGCUGAUGCCAUCGAAACAGCUUCACCAUUAGUAAAAAUUAUGAACAAAAAGAGACAUGCUAAAGUGAUUCACGUACCUAAGCCAUUAAAAGAUAGACAACGCCAUCAUCAAGCAAUAGCUUGGUUGUUGGACGCAGCCAAGAAACGAGAUGAAACCACAUUUGAACAAAGAUUUGCUGCUGAGAUUUAUGAAGUCAUAACAGGCACAAGCUCUGUAUUACAGAAAAAGCAACAAGUACAUAAGCAAGCUUUAGCCAACCGUGCAAAUGCCGCCGUCCCUUACAACACACAACGUUAA
Messenger RNA from Mycotypha africana, 501 nucleotides. Its product is annotated as 30S ribosomal protein S7p/S5e. NCBI's taxonomy places the organism in Eukaryota, Fungi, Mucoromycota, Mucoromycetes, Mucorales, Mycotyphaceae. Gene Ontology annotation, biological process: translation; ribosomal small subunit assembly. The record is from RefSeq and is a predicted model, not a curated record. Bases 1 to 501 code for a protein of 166 amino acids. The transcript has a single exon. Gene Ontology annotation, molecular function: rRNA binding; structural constituent of ribosome; mRNA binding. Gene Ontology annotation, cellular component: ribosome.